Dentiscutata heterogama is the source of this 1130-nucleotide messenger RNA. The record is from the annotation of a GenBank genome assembly. NCBI's taxonomy places the organism in Eukaryota, Fungi, Glomeromycota, Glomeromycetes, Diversisporales, Gigasporaceae.
AAAGAGCAAGCCAAACACAAAACUGAGAUUGAAAAGCUAAUUUGUUCACUCCAAAACGAAUUAAAGGAUUCACAGAAGACUAAUUCUAUAGUGAAAUCAUUACAAACUCAAUUAGAGGAUUCCCGUGCUAUUAAUGAACUAUUGAAAAGAAAUUAUGAAUCUCUAAUAGAAGAGAAUAAAAUAUUGCGUGAAAAUAUUCGUAGAGCUGAGUUAGAAAAAGGGACACAACUGGAAUUUGUAAAAAAAUUGGGUCACGAGAUUGCAAUGAAUUCUGGGUUAGAAAAUGAUUUAUCAAAAUCAUCAUUACCUCAAGUGACUCGAAACGGACAUUCAAACCAAAUUUCUGAACCAAUCAAAGAUUCAGAAUGGACAGGUGAUAAUGAUGUAGAUCAAAUUGAGAAAGAUGAUUGUAAAAGUAAAAUAAUAACGGACGAAAUUGCAAAUAAUAACGAUAAUAAAGGUGGAACUAUAGAAGAAAGCAAAAUAGGUUAUACUUCAAAUAUUGUGAACAAGCAUGGUUUUAAAAUGAUUAAAACGUCAAUGCUGCAAGGUAUUGAUGCAUCAAUAGAUAAUGUAAUGAUGGCAAUUAAACAAGAAACUAUCAAUGGUGAUCUUACUAAAAACAAGUUAACCAAAAAAUGUUCACGGACGAUAGUAAUGUCUUCGAAAGGAAGAGGUGUUAAAACCACAAAGAAUGAGUGUAUGGCUGAAUCAUCUGAUAGUAAUCAGGUUGUGAAAAAAGUUAAAAGUGAAAUAAAGUCGGAAAAAGGAAUUCAAUCAAUAAAGAAUGUAAGCUUGACCUGGAUUGUUGGUUCUUUGUUGGCUUUACUUUUUUUACAUUCUAUGGUCAUCAUAUUCAUUCAAACCACAUUCUUUCAGAGUCGAUUCCCAUUACCAUGGUUAAAUUCACCAACUUAUAAUAAUUCUUCACUAUUUGAAACAUCAAUUUGGAAUUCUUCCUUGUCCAAUUUGUUAAAUUGGAUUUUGUCAUGGUUUAAUUUAUCGAAUUGGGGUUCAUCGACUUGGAAUUUACCAGCGACUGAUAUUAUAUCUUGGGAUGCUUCAAUGAUUAACGCUGAAGCGUUAAAAAUAGGAGUAACGACUUUGGAGUUUUCAAUGGGUUGGAUAGU